Molecule: messenger RNA, 997 nt
Organism: Labeo rohita (rohu)
Lineage: Eukaryota; Metazoa; Chordata; Actinopteri; Cypriniformes; Cyprinidae
Product: histone H2B-like
Exons: 1
Coding region: 1-375 (124 amino acids)
Cellular component (GO): nucleosome
Molecular function (GO): DNA binding; structural constituent of chromatin; protein heterodimerization activity
Source: RefSeq, a predicted model, not a curated record
AUGCCUGAACCAGCGAAGUCCGCGCCUAAGAAGGGCUCCAAGAAGGCCGUUACUAAAACUGCCGGGAAGGGCGGGAAGAAGCGCAAGAGAUCCAGGAAGGAGAGUUAUGCUAUCUACGUGUACAAAGUGUUGAAGCAGGUUCAUCCCGACACCGGUAUCUCUUCUAAGGCGAUGGGAAUCAUGAACUCGUUCGUCAACGACAUCUUCGAGCGCAUCGCCGGUGAAGCGUCUCGUCUGGCUCACUACAACAAGCGCUCCACCAUCACUUCACGGGAGAUCCAGACCGCCGUGCGUCUGCUGCUGCCCGGUGAGCUGGCCAAACACGCCGUGUCUGAGGGCACCAAGGCUGUCACCAAGUACACCAGCUCCAAGUAGAGCUCUGCUCAAACUCACAGAAACCCAAAGGCUCUUUUAAGAGCCACCAAUUUUCUCAUUGAAAGAGCAUUUAUUAUUAUAAUUCAUGGUUAGAUCUCUUACAUGAAGUGAAGUUUCGUGAGUUCUGUGAGUCCUACUCUAAUAAUCAACCAAGAUAAUCUUUCUACAGGACACUUAUUUAAGGUUCGAACUGUGAAAACAGCCGUUAUUAUACUCUAUUAAUGGACUUAAACCUUUAUCUACUCACUUGGUAUGGGUACUUUCCGAAAGUGUGUAGUGUGUAUCACUGUAGACAAAUGCACUCAUGAUCAAAUAAUUUUGCAUAUGGGCCUUUUUAUUUUAAUUAAUUUGGUAAUGUUAUUCAAAUGCUCAAAUUAACUUAAAUCUAGUAAGGAAACUGAAAGAUUUUCCUUGUCAGACUUUAGUUAGUGUUAGGUUUAUUCGUAUGGGCCAGAGUGUACUAUCAGUGUACUGUCCUAGAAAUUACUUUUCUUUUAUGAUGAUUACGACUUAAGUUUUCUGAGGCUGAAUACAGAGACAAUAAAAAUAGCUCUAAAUAUUACCUAGAUUAUCACUGCAUUGCAGGUUACAUUGUUCAAAUGUCAGACAAAAAAAGUAGCUC